AUGGGUCUGGACACGGAGCGCUUUGUAGAGCCGGUGGAUCCCGAGCUGAGGUGCAAGCUGUGCGGCCAAGUGCUGGACGAGCCUCUGUCUGCUCCGUGCGGCCACGUCUUCUGCGCCAGCUGCCUGCUGCCCUGGGCGGUGCGGCAGCGGCGCUGCCCCCUGCGCUGCCAGCCCAUCUGCGUCCAGGAGCUGCACCGGGUACUGCCGCUGAGGAACCUCGUCCAGCGCCUGCCGGUUAAGUGCGACUACAGCGCGCGGGGCUGCCGAAGGCACGUGCUCCUCCGCCAAUUGGCGGCGCACGUCGAGCAUUGCGCCUUCAGCCCGGCCAGAUGCCGACCCCGCCAGGAGGAGGACUGCGCCGAGGGGCUCGACGUGCAGUUGCACAGGCGGGGCAGCGGCAUUCGGGAGGGUUGCGGGCUGGCGGCGGUGCGAAGAAAGCAACAGCAGUGGCCUGGUUGCGGCGAGGCAAGCGACGAGGAGGAUGCAGCCCGUUCUUGUUGCCCGCGCGCGUUGGGCACCCGCCGAAGCCAGUCGGCCAGCUGCCAGCAGGAGCUAAAGAGACAGGCCGUUUGCUGGCGCCAGGACGAGAAGGCGCUGCUGGGCCAGCUGGCGGCGCUGCAGAGCGAGGUGCAACUGACGGCGCUCAAGUACCAGCACAAGUUGAGCCAGUACGUGAGCCACCUUGGAACCAUCCCCAGGGACCGUGGGAGCGGGCCGCGCAGCAAGACAGAGCAGCCUAAGAUCUUCACCAUCAUGCUACACAGAGAAAAUGAUACUCUUGGAUUUAAUAUAACUGGAGGAAAGCAUAGUCAGAAUGAUCCAUUGGAGUCUGCAGAAGGGAUUUAUGUGUCCAGAAUCCUGGUAAAUGGGCCUGCUGACAAAACAGAUGGUCUGCAAAUUAAUGACAAGAUCAUACAGAUUUUCAUAGUAUGA
Gekko japonicus is the source of this 933-nucleotide messenger RNA. Its product is annotated as PDZ domain-containing RING finger protein 4-like. Gene Ontology annotation, biological process: protein K63-linked ubiquitination; tumor necrosis factor-mediated signaling pathway; regulation of canonical NF-kappaB signal transduction. Gene Ontology annotation, cellular component: plasma membrane signaling receptor complex. The transcript has 4 exons. Lineage: Eukaryota; Metazoa; Chordata; Lepidosauria; Squamata; Gekkonidae. The record is from RefSeq and is a predicted model, not a curated record. Gene Ontology annotation, molecular function: protein binding. Bases 1 to 933 code for a protein of 310 amino acids.